This is a messenger RNA of Ylistrum balloti, 4822 nucleotides long. RefSeq names its product dystrophin-like. Gene Ontology annotation, cellular component: plasma membrane. Gene Ontology annotation, biological process: synaptic signaling. The record is from RefSeq and is a predicted model, not a curated record. Gene Ontology annotation, molecular function: protein binding; zinc ion binding. The transcript has 18 exons. NCBI's taxonomy places the organism in Eukaryota, Metazoa, Mollusca, Bivalvia, Pectinida, Pectinidae. The coding region runs from base 59 to 2227 and encodes 722 amino acids.
AAAAAUGAAUGAGUAAAGGAGAUAUGUACAAAAAAUCCUACCUUGAAACACUGCUACAAUGGAUAUAACUGAAACUUAUGAUAGAAUCGUUGACGGUUGGGAAAGGGCAGAAACUAACAGUGGUGUUCCGUAUUAUAUUAGCCACACCCUACAGAGAACAACAUGGGACCACCCAUACUUACUGAAGAUAAUGGAAGAACUAGGGGAGUACAGUGCAAUCAAAUACGCAGCUUACCGAACAGCAUUCAAGAUUAGACAUCUUCAGAAGAGACUUCGAUUGCACCAGAUCAGUAUAUCGACUGUGAAAGAUGUGUUUGAGCAGUAUGGCUAUGCAGAGGGAUGCUUGAACGUCAUUGGCUGCCAGGAGAUUCAUGACCUUUUGACUGAGCUGUACAGUCGUGCCGACCAUGGAAUUGUGAUAGAAAUGGAGGAUGCUGAAAUUCACGCAGAGCUGCUACAGAACUUGAUGCUGAAUUUAUAUGAUGUAAACAGGAUAGGACGUGUGAAGGUCACCUCCCUGAAGCUACUGCUUAUCACUCUGUGUGCUGCCAAGUUAGCAGAGAAAUACAAAGCAUACUACCAUGAGCUCCAUGAUCCUAGUACCUACAUCAGCAGUAAAAGCUUCACCUGUUUUUUGGAGGAUAUGAUUCAGUUACCAGACCUGCUCCAGGAGAGUGGACUCUUUGGUCAAGAUGUGGCACCUGCAGUGGCAAGUUGUAUCCAGAUGAGUAAUGGUGGAGUGGGGAUAUCUGAUGAUAUGUUCUACAGCUGGUUGCUUCGUGAGCCACAGACGCUUGUUUGGCUUCCAACAUUUCACAGAACAGCAGCAUCUGAAUCAGUGAAACAUGAAUCAAAGUGCAACAUCUGUAAAAGCUGCCCAAUUGUGGGGUUCAGGUACAAAUGUUUGCUGUGCUUCAACUUUGACAUGUGUCAGAAUUGCUUCUUCACGGGAAGGACAAAGAAAAACCACAAGUUGAAACAUCCUAUACAAGAGUACUGCAUAAAGACCUCCUCCAAGGAAGACACCAAAGCCUUUUUUAAGACCAUGAGAAACAAAGUGAGCAAGAAGCAUCGACAGAAAGCCAAGCAGAAGUAUCUUCCACUGAUGUCUGAAAACCAGUACUGUCAGAAUAACUGGAGUGUCCGAGCAGAGCCACCAAUCCCUGAUGUGCACAGGAACCUGAUAGAAAAUGCGCAGAGACUAUCGGACCUGGAAAUACACAACUCAGACCAGUCCAGGUCCCCAGUAAAGGGAGUUUCCAACACCAGCAAUUCAUCUGACAACAAGGAAAAUGUAAUUGAGGUGGAUGAUUUGAAGAGACAAAGGGACGAGUUAGAAAGGGUAAUCAAAGAGCUGGAAGAGGAGAACAGACAACUUCAUCGUGAACUUAAAGACGUUCGUGAGUCCUCUGACACAGAGAGUAAUAUGUCUGGGGGAGAGAACCCAGCAAAGAAGACAAAGUUCAAAGUGAAAUCUGCACUGGACAAGAACCGCAGACACAGUAGUGGCCUUACUAUUGUGAAGGAAAAGCCCUUGUCAUCACUUGAGAAUACUUACGGACUACAGACAAGCAAUGUACCAAGUCCCAGCUACAAUGAUAGCAGAAUUUCUCGUCCACUUGUAGACAGCCGCAAUGCAACAAGGGAGGAAGCGAGUGUUCUGUAUUCCUCUCAUCGCUAUAACUCGCCCCCUGAGAGUGACACCUAUAACCCAUCCCCUCACAGCUAUCAGCCUUCCCCUCAAAGCUAUAACACUUCAUCUCACAGUAACAGUCUGUCAUCUAGACAUGACAGUACCUCACCAUCCCUUAGUCCCCAGACAACCAGCGUUGCCUCUCCUUUCACCUAUGAAUAUUCAUCACGUUUCCGCCAAGACCUGUCUCCAGGUGAGAGCCACUUCACUCCGCGAGCAUCUGAAGGAGCACCCAGCUACAUCGACAGACGUGAGCGAACAGGCUUUGACAGUCUUGACAACCUGGAUGUUAGUCCCUCUCACUUCACUCUCCCCUCCUUCGCCAACAGCAGAGCUUACAUGGAGGAGGAUGAUGUGGACCAGAUGCAGAUGGUGGAUAAAAUAUUUCCCAGUAAUCUCUCAUACUCGGCUUACUCCAUGUCUAAUGCAGGAACGAUGAAUGACCAUGAGGAAAUGCUCCAAGCUGCUUCCACUAUGGGGACAGUGACCUCUGACCUGUUCAGUGAAGCCAUCAUCCCAUUCUAUCAGUACUAGUUCAUUGACACAAUCUUUUAAAACCUGUCAAAACCUGUCAAAGCCUUGUCCAAACCACUUCAUGUCACAGACUUCAAAAACUUGAAAGCUUAAUCACAUAAUGGAGUGCCUUACCUAAACUUUGUAUGUAAAACUGCAUACAAGGAAUCGAAAUACAAUUUGUUUAUGGAGUCAAUAUAGAAUCUUAUGAUGUGUACCUUAAUAAUAGGUAUUAUUGUAUACUUGUUUAUAUAUACCAUUACUCAGAAAACUAUGUUAUGUCUCAUGUACUUGUGUGCCAUAUUAAACACAAACUUCUUUACCUUUAAAACAAUACAAGGAGUCACACACACUGAGCAUUGAAAACAAUAUACAACGAGUUGGUUACAGUUUGUUAAUGGAGUUGAAAUGGUUUCUAAUCAUGUCUGCCUAACUGUUUUAUAAAGAAAAAAAUCAGCCGCAAUGAAUGAUUAAAACCAUACAUUGGUAAAGUGUAUUUUUUAUUAUCUAUCUACAACAUUCAUCUGAUAACACUUAAUCUUCAGAAUUAAUAUGUACUUGAUGAUUUCGAGAAAAUUAAUCUUUGCCAUGGUGUUGUUUUUUGCUGUCAAAUAUAUAUAAAUGUAUACAUGUUCACUUAAAUUUUUUUAUUUUAACUUUUUGAUAUUUUAAGUCCCUUUAAAUGAGCAUAUUACUCACACAGUGUAUUGCUGUGUGAAGCUAGUCAAAUUAGAGGUCCCAGGAGUCAUUAUAGUAUACGGUUGUUGAGUGGUGCUAACAGUGGCGACCUGUUAUACAGAUACUGUGUUCAUACUUAUACAGUUUUUACAUGAUACAUAUGUACUUGGUGUUUAUCACUGAAUUCCAAUCAACCUUGAAAAUAUGCAGUUUUACCACUUUUUCAUAGAUCUUCAUUCAUGUAUGAUUAUUACAAUUUCACCAAAGAGCUGAUGUUAACAACAGAUUUAAAAAAAAGAUCUUGUUUCUUUAACUUGUAAUGAUACAAUUUGAUGAUGAUGCUGCUCUGUUGUCUAAUUCUAUGGUAGUUAGGAUUUUCUAAAGACGCUAUUUUGAUGUAACUGAGAAGAUAAAUUUCUUUUCUUAUCUUAUAUUGCCUGCCCUCAUUAAUUCAAAUGUUAAUAUUUUUAUUGCUGAACUUUUCAAAAUGCUUGGUAGUGCAGAUCAAUGCCGUAGUGUUUGGGUGUUUUUUGUAUAUUUCAUAUGGUGUGGAUAACUUUACUUAAAAUAGCAUCCAAAUGCCGAAUCUUUGCAUAUUAUCUCAUCACUGUAUGUCAUUGUCAGGUUCAUAUUCCCAAUUAAAAUGCAGAUACAUAUACAUGUAUACACACUCUAUGCAAAAGCCAAAAUUGUGUUCACACAUGUCCGUUCCUUAUUGAUCCAACAACUACAUAAAGGCAUUUUUUGAUUACAUGUAUAUAUAUCAUAUAUUUGAUAUGUAAUAUUAUAAAAUGUAUAUUUAAAAUGUAUAGAAAUGUAUUUAUGGAUGUAUGUCAUGAAAUAGGUUUAUGUCAUGUUCUGGAUUAAUGUCAUGAAAUAGGUUUAUGUCAUGUUCUGGAUUAAAGGCUAUUCCCAAAUAACAAGUUCAAUCUUUUCACAAAAUUGAAUUUUAUAACACCAUGAAUUGAAAUGAAAGAAAUAACUUGGACUCUGGGUUCAAUGUCCUGUUUUUUGUAUAGUUUCCAUAUGCAUGGUCAGUACUGUAAAUGGGGUCAAACUAAAGCUUUAUGCAGUAGAUAGAAAGUGUAUGUCAUGGUAUAAGUAAUCCUGUCUGUCCGUCCAUAAAAAAGUUUGUGGACAAGUUCUCUUGAACAUUUUUGUACAUGAUUGUUUAGUUGUACAUGAGAAUGACAUUUUUAAGUUGGAAGUGAUACAUGUGUAUUGGAUAAUUUAGAUAAAUGAGAUGCUGAAAUUGUUAACUAGCUUAAACAUUUUACAGUUCAGCUUUAACUUGUUGGUGUUGUGUACUUUGUGGAAAAAUAAAUGUUCUGUAUUGUUAUUUGCAAGUUAAUUAAUUUUGUCCGGAUGAAUUUUAGAUACAAGAAAGCUGAUGUUGAGUUCAUACAAAUUGAAAAUCUUUAUGAGGACAGGAAAUGCUGUCACAGGACUAAAUCACAUGUUUUAUACCUUUUGGUACAUUACUGUACAUUGCUGUCCUUAUAAUCUACUGAAAGAUUUAUUACUUUUGUAAUAUACUUGUAAAUUACUGUCUUGAGUUAUUGACAAAUUUGUUUUUCUUUUUUUUUUUUUUUUUGUGAAAUGACCACAAAAAUUGUUGUAUUUGCCAGAAGCUUUUGAUGAUCAAGUUGGAUCCUGGAACGAGAUAUUUGCAGACUUCACUUUCUCAUUAAAGAUCCAACAAUAGUGUUUACUUCAAAGAUAGUAGAUCUAUUUACUAGUUUCCUGUUCUCACAGUCUCUUGUGUUGUAAAUUUUAUCUGUGACAAAGGUUUUGGUUAUAUUUUUUCCGUGUGAUUUUGAACCUGUGUAGUUACCUGUUUACAUAGUUUAUAAAAAUGUUGUGGUUUAUUCGUGCAUACAUAUUAUACAGAAAUGAUAUGGUAAUCUUUUGUCUACAAAUGCCACUUUUUUUUUCCAU